AUGGCGCCGAAUCCUCCGGAAGGACAGCCGCAGUUUGAGCAUCCAACCGCAAGCCAUGCAAAGAAGAAAAAACGAGGGCCAUAUCCAAUUGAGCCCAUCACCGCAUUUUACAUCUUCUUUGCGGCGGGUCUUGUAGCAGCUGUUUUUGCUCCGAUACAAGAUUGUGAUGAGACGUUCAAUUACUGGGAACCAGCGCAUUACCUCUCCCACGGUUACGGCUUGCAGACUUGGGAGUACUCGCCGGACUACGCAAUUCGGAGCUGGUUGUACGUUGGUCUACAUUCUGCAUUCGGUAGCAUUCGUCGACUAUUGCCUCAAUCAUCAAAGGUGUCUGAGUUUUACUUUAUCCGCUAUGGCCUCGCUUUCCUUUGUGCCAUCUGCCAGACCGUUCUGUUCAAGGUCAUCAGCCUUACUAUGAAUGGCAGAAUCGGCAUGUUCUUCUUAAUCGCAACCGUUAUUAGCCCGGGAAAUUUCCACGCUAGCGCGUCCUUCCUGCCAUCGAGCUUUGCCAUGUAUAUGUGUAUGCUCGGCGCUGCUUCGUUCAUGAACUGGCGUGGCGGCAUCAAGACUGCUCACGGCAUAUUUUGGUUUGCCGCAGCGGGUAUUCUUGGUUGGCCAUUUGCCUCGGCGCUAUGUGCCCCUUAUCUCCUAGAAGAGCUGGUUCUCGUUCUCUUUAGCGAUAAGGAUGCUUUUAUUGAAGCCAUCAUUCGAUUCUUUCGUGGCGUAAUUGCUGGCUUGAUCGUUUUGUUUUUUGACUUCCUGAUCAACCUCUUCUUUUACAAGAAGAUUGCUGUUGUCAGCUGGAAUAUUGUCAAGUACAACAUCUUCUCUUCAACUGGCGGCCCUGAUUUAUACGGAACCGAGCCGUGGACGUUCUAUUUCAAGAAUCUGGCCUUGAAUUUCAACAUUUGGUUCAUUCUUGCCCUGUUGGCAUUGCCACUAUUCGUACUUCAGAAGAUCAUUUCACCAUCCGGUCAUGGCUUUCAGUCUGGCCUGCGGACUGUCGUAUUUCUUGCGCCGUUCUACAUGUGGCUCGCCAUCUUCACAAUACAGCCUCACAAAGAGGAGAGAUUCAUGUAUCCUGUGUAUCCUUUCCUAACUCUCAAUGCUGGCAUUGCGCUUCACAUCAUAUUGGCUGCAAUUGGGAGCACAGACCCAAGUACACUAGCUGGAAAGAUUCCUGCUCGACUGAAGUUCCUAGCGGUCAGUGUUGUGAUGAUUCUGGCUUUGGACGUCAGUCUUGCCAGAUUGUACGGUAUUUACUCCGCAUAUUCCGCACCUCUGAGCAUUUACUCUAGGCUAUGGGGAUCCAGUCAUGGACACCCGCCACUGGGCAAGGAGGAGGAUCUCGUGUGCUUUGGGAAAGAAUGGUAUCGUUUCCCCUCAUCAUACUUCUUGCCACGCGACAUGCAUGCCAAAUUUGUUCGUUCUGAGUUUCGGGGUCUGUUGCCUGGUGAAUUCUCUGAGGCGAAGAUCGGAUUUGGGUUCUGGAGCGGCACUUGGUUACCGACAAGUGGUUUCAAUGAUCGCAACGUGGAGGAUCCUGGCAAAUAUGUCGAUCUGAAGGCAUGCUCCUUCCUGGUCGAUACUCAGUUCCCCCUCCGCACCGACCCUUUACCUCCAAACGAGCCUGACUACAUAGCGGACAAGCACACGUGGGAAGUUGUCCAAUGUGAACAGUUUUUGGAUGCCGCGAAUACGCAUAUCCUGGCACGGACAUUGUGGGUUCCGGACUUGGACGUCAUCCCGGAGAAGUUUAGGAGAAAGUGGGGACGACAUUGUUUGCUCCAGCGAAAGACGACAUAA
Pochonia chlamydosporia 170 is the source of this 1806-nucleotide messenger RNA. RefSeq names its product alpha-1,2-mannosyltransferase. The transcript is spliced from 4 exons. The coding region runs from base 1 to 1806 and encodes 601 amino acids. NCBI's taxonomy places the organism in Eukaryota, Fungi, Ascomycota, Sordariomycetes, Hypocreales, Clavicipitaceae. Gene Ontology annotation, biological process: protein N-linked glycosylation. Gene Ontology annotation, molecular function: alpha-1,2-mannosyltransferase activity. Gene Ontology annotation, cellular component: endoplasmic reticulum membrane. The record is from RefSeq and is a predicted model, not a curated record.